AUGUCGAUCGAAGCUGCCCUCGCCGAGGCCAAGGCCCUCGUGGCCGCCCUCGAGUCCCACGACGCCAGCAACACAGCCGAGCACUUCAAGCUCCUCAAGCAGGUCGACAAGGUCCGCAGCGCCAUCGAGCAGCCCUACGACACCGGCCUCCGCUGGUUCGAGAACAUGAGCACCGCCGGCGCCCUCUACGUGCUCAUCCGCCUCGGCGCCCUCGAGAAGCUCCCCACCGGCGAGGGCGAGAGCAUCUCCGCCGCCGAGCUGGCCCGCCAGGCCAACGUCGACGAGUCCGUCAUCACCCGCGCCAUGCGCAUCCUCGUCGCCAACGGCAUCGGCGUCGAGACCGCCUCCGACGUCUACGCCAGCAACCCCCUCGCCCAGGUCUUCCAGCCCCUCGCCCUCGGCGCUUUUGUCUGCGUGUGCGUCGACUUCCUCAAGACGUGGGGUGCUUUCCCCGAGUACGCCAAGACUCACCAGCCUGAGGACUUGUUCGACAUCAAGAAGAGCCCCUUUGCUUUUGCUGCUGGCCACGAGGGCAAGACCUACUACGAGGUGCUCGACCUCGAUCCCGAGCAGAGGAACUGGUGGAACCACACCCUCCAGAACAUGGAGAGCAACUUCCCUAUCCUUGACAUGUUCCCCUUCCCCAGCCUGAAGGAGCAAGUCGAGGCCGAUACCGAGCGACCCUUCAUCGUCGACGUCGGUGGUGGUCGUGGUCAGGCCCUCCGCGCCAUCAGGGACCACUGCGGUGGCUCGUACGGCUCCAAGCUCAUUCUCCAGGACCUGCCCAUCCCCGUCAAGAAUGCCCACGUCUACUUUAUGCGCCGCCUGCUCCACGAUUUCUAUAACCCCGUUUGCGUCGAUAUCCUCAAGAACACCGCCUCCGCCAUGGGCCCCGACUCCCGCCUCAUCGUCAGUGACAUGCUCGUCCCCGACCGCGUCGAGGAGCGCACCAUGACCGAGUUCGAAAGCAUCUUUGCCCAGGCCGGUCUUGAGCUCGUCAAGGUGUACGAGUCCGGCCUUGGCAGGACCAUUAUGCUCGAGACCAGCUCCGAACCCAGCCCGGACUUUCGGCUCCGACCUUGCCAGCAAAGUCCUCGCCGCCCGCCAGGGUUCGCAGCCGCCCCCUUCUGUGUCCGACAGGAAGAUCCCGCCCCGACCGAGGAGGAGACCGAGGAACUUUUCAACGCGUUCGCCAAGGCGUUCAUCACCGACAACAACAUUACCGAGGCUUUUACUUAUAUCGCCGAAGACUACAUUAACCACAACCCUCUCGCCCAGAAUGGCUUCAUGAGCGCCUGGAACAUCCUUAGCGGAAUCUGGGGAGGCAUUUCGAAGACUCUGAUCGGCACCGCGUACGAUGCCGACAUGAGCUGGGUCAACUACCAGGCCAGCGGAUUGGGCACCAUCGUUGAUAGGUUCAGGUGGGAGGGAGGCUGCAUCGCCGAGCAUUGGGACCAGGGUGAAAGGAUGCCCGCCGCUACCAGGCAAUAG
Messenger RNA from Parascedosporium putredinis, 1491 nucleotides. Lineage: Eukaryota; Fungi; Ascomycota; Sordariomycetes; Microascales; Microascaceae. The record is from the annotation of a GenBank genome assembly.